Cuscuta campestris is the source of this 1256-nucleotide messenger RNA. NCBI's taxonomy places the organism in Eukaryota, Viridiplantae, Streptophyta, Magnoliopsida, Solanales, Convolvulaceae. The record is from the annotation of a GenBank genome assembly.
GAAAUUUUAUAUCACAGGCCCGAAAUGGAUCAGCCCAAAUUCGUGAUCGAAGCAGCAGAGGCCGAGUCCAUGGCCAAAUCAUUGGGCCUCCCUUCCGUCCAACAUCUCCUCCCGCUCCUGGUACGCCCGGCCCAACGCCUAGCCAGACCCCCGAUCUCCAACUUCCCCGUCGCCGCCGUGGGACUCGGCUCCGACGGUCGCGUCUUCGUCGGCGUCAACCUCGAGUUCCCCGGCCUCCCUCUACACCACUCCGUCCACGCCGAGCAGUCCCUCGUCACCAACCUGUCCACCCACCGAUGCCCGAGCCUGAUCGCCUUCGCCGUCUCCGCCGCCCCCUGCGGCCACUGCCGCCAGUUCUUCCAAGAGCAACGGCACGCCUCUUCAAUCCAGGUACUCAUCGCCUCCGACUCCGGCGGCGAAUCCGAUUUCAAGCCCUUAUCUGAAUUCCUGCCCCACCACUUCGGCCCCGACGAUCUCCUCGACGACGAAACCCCCCUCCUUCUGGAGCCUCACAACAACGGCCUAACCCUAACUCCGACCGUCCCCGAUUCAAAUCCAGAAACGAAUCUCCGGUCCCCAACCAACGGAUUUCCCGACAAAUUCUCCUCCGAUUUGGAGGCCGCGGCCCUGGAGGCGGCGAACGAAUCGCACGCGCCGUACACGCAUUGUCCAUCAGGGGCGGCAUUGAUGGAUUGCGAAGGAAAACUGUACAAGGGGUCCUACGCGGAAUCGGCGGCGUACAAUCCGAGCCUGGGGCCGAUCCAGGCAGCGCUGGCGGCGUUCGUGGCCGGCGGAGGAGGCGGGUACGAGAGGAUCGCGGCGGCGGCGCUGGUGGAAACGAGGGAUGGGCAGAUCAAGCAAGAAGAGAGUGGUAAGAUGAUGUUGAAGGCGAUUUGUCCAAAGUGUGAACUCAAAGUGUUCCACGCCACUUCUUCUGGUUCCCCGAAAUCUGUCUAGAAAGAAGGAAGAAGAAGAAGAAGAUUCAUAAUCGAUUUCUUCCGCAUUCUGCAACUGCAAAUCCAGAAGAAGCAUCUUUCACAUUCAGAGUUAAAAUUAUUAAUCGCCAAAAAAGUAAUAAAAGAAGCCCACACGGCAGCGUAGCUGUUUGUUCUUUGCAACUUUUGUCCUAUUUUGUGAGUAAAUAAUUGCUCUCUAUGAUCAUCAUUGCUUCUAGGAAGCAACCUCUCCUACUACUACACCACAUUUGAUCACUUUUUUUUUCGCCAAAUUUUUUUUAACAAAUAAUCUCUGUUUUU